AUGGGUAAGGGCAAGGGUCUAAUUGAUUUCCGAAGAGGUUGCGGACGCAGUUCUCUCGGUGCGAGACUCGACACGGGAAUGCGCAUGCGCUAUGUGGCGUUGAUAAACGGCAAUGAGACGUACGACCCCAUUUGGAAUGCCGUGGACCGACUAAGCUCCAAGGAUGCAGCAAAUGCUUUGGAAGAACCUUUGAACUGCGGUGGAUUCUCAAAUUUAUUUAGACGAAUCGAAUUCACAUAG
Danaus chrysippus (African queen) is the source of this 240-nucleotide messenger RNA. The record is from the annotation of a GenBank genome assembly. Lineage: Eukaryota; Metazoa; Arthropoda; Insecta; Lepidoptera; Nymphalidae.